Molecule: messenger RNA, 453 nt
Organism: Anthostomella pinea
Lineage: Eukaryota; Fungi; Ascomycota; Sordariomycetes; Xylariales; Xylariaceae
Source: the annotation of a GenBank genome assembly
AUGAGUAACCUAACCUUGAUAUGGACAGCCAUUCUCGUCGCUCUCACAAAUCUCGCCUUGAACUCUUCUACGACCUCAUCGCAACCUACGAGCUCGAGAUCUCCCGAGCAAUGCUUGAGUCAUUCAUCGGACCUGAGUUAUUGCCUAUUGCAACUUGUAUCCGACAUUUUCCCCGAGGAGUAUAGGUUCUUCUUUCCCUCGCGCAAGGAGGACCCCAAGCGUCUGAUCCCGGUCCUCGAGCAAGCCUUUGAGCAGUUCUGGGAGAAUUUUGCUCCUUGGGAACAGCAGCAGGUCUGCUGCAUUCAGAUCUUGCUUGAGAACCACAUUCGGGCAGUUGUUGAUGUCGAGAGCUUAUAUUUCUCCUGGGUUCGCGUUGCAAGUAUCGUGCCAGAGUUCAUCCUAUACCGCGGACUAAACGAUCUACGACGACUAGAAAUCACGCCCAGUCCAUGA